AGAUUUUUGUGAAGCAAGCUCUUUUCCAUCGUUCACUAUUUAAAAUAAACUGAUUUAGUCAGUCCGAUAUUUCCUUAGGCUAAUCCUUAGAUCUAGUUGAUUAGGAUGUUUAAAAAAUUUGACGAAAAGGAGAGCAUCUCCGGUGUUCAGCAGCUGAAAUCGUCGGUCCAGAAGGGCAUCCGGAACAAGCUUAUCGAGCAAUAUCCGCACGUCGAAGGCCACAUCGACCUUGUGCUGCCCAAGAAGGACCAGUUUCGCAUUGUGAAAUGCCAUGACCACAUUGAAAUCCUGGUGAACAGCGUCGGCGAGCAGUUGUUUUUCCGGCACCGGGAGGGUUCCUGGAUGCCCACGUUGCGACUGUACCACAAGUAUCCACUCUUCCUGCCGAUGGAGCAGGUGGACAAGGGUGCCAUUCGGUUUGUGCUGAGCGGAGCCAACAUCAUGUGCCCUGGGUUGACCUCGCCCGGUGCCUGCAUGACCAAGGUCGACAAGGGUACGGUGGUGGCCAUUAUGGCCGAGGGGAAGAACCAUGCACUGGCUAUCGGUCAGACGACGCUGUCCACGGAUGAUAUAGCUAAGGUCAACAAGGGGGUUGGCGUGGAGAACUGCCACUAUCUAAAUGACGGUCUCUGGCAGAUGAAACCGGUCAAGUAAAUGCCCACACUAGUCCACUCAGGGAGCUGUGUUCUCUUACUAAGCAAAAGAAAA
This is a messenger RNA of Ochlerotatus camptorhynchus, 708 nucleotides long. RefSeq names its product malignant T-cell-amplified sequence 1 homolog. Gene Ontology annotation, biological process: formation of translation preinitiation complex. The transcript is spliced from 4 exons. Gene Ontology annotation, molecular function: RNA binding. Bases 106 to 654 code for a protein of 182 amino acids. NCBI's taxonomy places the organism in Eukaryota, Metazoa, Arthropoda, Insecta, Diptera, Culicidae. The record is from RefSeq and is a predicted model, not a curated record.